CCAGGAACCCUUCCAUUAUGCACAGCUUUAAAACAUUGUGGUUACUUGGUUUUUUAAUGAUUUUUCACACCAGUUUGGUGAGAUGUCAAAGCUACAAUCCGGCACAUAUAUUCACCUGUGCCGAGGUCUUUUCACGGGGCCUUGCUGAAGUCACUAAAGAGAUCCUGCCCAAGUUCAAGGAGUUAAUCGAUUGUAUAAGCUUUGUACCAAAUCAGAACUUGUAUGAACUCGACACCCAUGAUUUCAGAGCGUUGGUCUCCUCCUUCCUAUUGCACCUUGCCAAGGGACCAAGCUGUCUCGAGACUUUUUCGGAAGACAUGAAAGAUCUUAUAAACCCGCAUAUGAAACAAUUCAAAAUAGAGCAUUGUGCCUAUUUAAAUAUUGUUCCAAAAUGUUGGCCCAAUUAAGAAUACAAAUAAUAAUUGAACAAUAAUAAGAGAA
Molecule: messenger RNA, 441 nt
Organism: Drosophila kikkawai
Lineage: Eukaryota; Metazoa; Arthropoda; Insecta; Diptera; Drosophilidae
Source: RefSeq, a predicted model, not a curated record